Messenger RNA from Priceomyces carsonii, 324 nucleotides. RefSeq lists its product as uncharacterized. Lineage: Eukaryota; Fungi; Ascomycota; Pichiomycetes; Serinales; Debaryomycetaceae. The transcript has a single exon. Gene Ontology annotation, biological process: mitochondrial electron transport, NADH to ubiquinone. Bases 1 to 324 code for a protein of 107 amino acids. The record is from RefSeq and is a predicted model, not a curated record.
AUGUCUAGUCCCAUUUUACCCUUCACAGAGGCAAAUUCAAAGAGGGUAGCUUCUCUAUUUAGGAGGGCCUUGAGAACAGCGUUUGACAACAAUACUAAGUUCGAUGCUUACAGAACAGAGACAAUAAAGAUAAGACAUGCAUUUGAAUCGAAUAAGGACAUCACCGAUCCAACUGACUUAGACGUUGUUUUCACGAAGGCUGAAGCCAAAUUGAAUGAAUGGAAGUCACCGGACCCUUAUAUUCCACCGCUUAGACCAGGUGGUACCAAAUAUCAAAGAAACAUACCAAAACCAAAUGAAGAAUGUGUUCCUGGUGAUUGGUAG